Messenger RNA from Nematostella vectensis (starlet sea anemone), 3208 nucleotides. Its product is annotated as beta-galactosidase-1-like protein 2. Gene Ontology annotation, cellular component: vacuole. Gene Ontology annotation, biological process: carbohydrate metabolic process. The transcript is spliced from 18 exons. The record is from RefSeq and is a predicted model, not a curated record. Bases 170 to 2272 code for a protein of 700 amino acids. NCBI's taxonomy places the organism in Eukaryota, Metazoa, Cnidaria, Anthozoa, Actiniaria, Edwardsiidae. Gene Ontology annotation, molecular function: beta-galactosidase activity.
AGAGCAAGACACUCGCCCCAUUCCCCAAAAGGGGUUGUUGUUGAUUUGCUGAAAAAAUGGCGGAUGAAAUGACUCCUGUAUUGCAUGAAAGUUUUAAAGAACAAGUUUUGAUGCUUUUUCAAGACUAAAUAAGCUUCAUAAACCACGAAACAUACGGAAUUGUAGUGCGAUGGGAUUCAAGCGCAUUCAAGCUGCCUUUACUUUUCACUUCAGCAAUUUUCGCCGUAGACCAGGAUUUUUGCUAUGUCUUGCAAUCCUUUGCCUUCUAUACGUCGUUUACUGGAUUUCUAUGACAGGGACUGAUUCCAGGUUUAAGAGUGCAAGAAAACUCAUCAAUACAACUUUGCAUACUGCCCCUGUAAUAAAAGGGCUGGAAUUUUCGGAUUCAAAGUUUACGCUAAAUGGGGAACCGUUCUUGAUUCUAAGCGGUUCAUUGCAUUAUUUUCGAGUCAUGCCCGAGUACUGGAAGGAUCGCCUGGUUAAGCUGAAAGCCAUGGGACUAAAUACUGUGGAAACCUAUGUUGCUUGGAAUUUGCAUGAGCAAGUCCAAGAUAAUUUCAAAUUUAAAGAUGAACUAGAUAUUGUAAAAUUUGUGAAGCUAGCUCAAAGACUUGGGUUAUAUGUCAUCAUACGACCCGGUCCCUAUAUCUGUGCAGAAUGGGAUCUUGGAGGCUUACCAAGUUGGCUUCUAAGUGACCCUGAAAUGAAACUAAGGACAUCCUAUGGUCCAUUCAUGGAGGCAGUGGACAGAUACUUUCAAAAGCUGUUCCCUUUGCUGACACCACUUCAGUAUUGCCAAGGAGGGCCUAUCAUUGCCUGGCAGAUAGAGAAUGAGUAUUCAUCAUUUGAUAAGAAAGUUGACAUGACUUACAUGGAGCUUCUACAGAAGAUGAUGGUAAAGAAUGGAGUCACUGAGAUGCUACUCAUGUCAGAUAACCUGUUCAGUAUGAAAACCCAUCCAAUCAACCUAGGUGGAGUUCUAAAGACUAUAAAUCUCCAAAAGAAUGUGAAAGAUGCCCUGUUGCAGCUUAAAGAGAUCCAGCCCGACAAACCUCUGAUGGUAACAGAGUUCUGGCCGGGAUGGUUUGAUGUGUGGGGAGCGAAACAUCACAUUUUGCCCACAGAAAAAUUGAUCAAAGAAAUAAAAGAUUUAUUCAGUUUGGGAGCAUCAAUCAACUUUCACAUGUUUCAUGGGGGGACUAAUUUUGGUUUCAUGAAUGGGGCAAGCUUCACUCCAUCUGGGGUAUCAGUAUUGGAAGGGGAUUACCAACCAGAUAUCACAUCUUAUGACUAUGAUGCUCCACUGUCAGAAUCAGGAGAUAUUACACCAAAGUAUAAAGCCCUUAGGAAGUUCAUCCGUGAACAUGCCCCAAAGUAUUCAUUGCCUAGUCCUUUCCCAGAUAUCCCUUCCAACCUGUAUAAAGGGGCUUAUGACAACAUUGAAAUGAAGGACUUUGUUCCCCUCCAGAAGAUUUACAAAUAUUUAGAUCAAGCCAUUGUCAGUGACACAGUUAAACCCAUGGAGUUUUUACCAAUCAACAAUCAUGGCGGCCAGGGGUAUGGCUUCGUCAUUUAUCAGACGGCACUGAAGCAUGAUGCCAAGUCGCUUGUGGUAGAGAUAGUCCGGGACAGAGCUCAUGUGAUGGUUGACUCCAAAGUAAUUUCAACUCUUUGUGGUUAUGAUGCCAAGAAGAGAACGUUUAGCACCAAGAAGCUGGAGAGAAAUGAAUUGGAAUUGAAAUUUGAGAAGCCAAAUGACGAAGACGACAAGGUGUUACUUGAAAUUAUGGUGGAGAACAUGGGACGAGCAAACUUUGGCAAGGCUAUGGAUGCGCAGAGAAAAGGUAUUCUUGGUAAGGUUCUGAUUGACGGUAAAACGCCAAGAAAAUGGAAAAUAUAUCCCCUGGAUUUUCACAAGACAUUUACUGAACGAGCUUUCCUCGAAGUUCCUUGGUCCCAGGCGGGUACGAAGAUAAAUGGCUCGGUUGGCCACUCGCCAGGCUUCUAUCGCGGCAUUCUGCAUAUCCAGGGUCAGCCCCGAGAUACGUUUGUCCAUCCCAAGGGCUGGGGCAAGGGAGUGUGUCUGGUCAAUGGGAAGAACUUGGGCCGUUACUGGAAACUAGGGCCUCAGGAAACGCUUUAUUUACCGGCAUCGUGGCUCAGAAGCGGGGAAAAUACGAUUAUUUUGUUCGAGGUGGAUGGGCCCAGAGCAGACCACGUGUUGCAGUUUUCAGAUUCAUCCAUGCUCGGCGCUGAAAUACACGAGCAAUGAACAUUGCUAGGAAAUUAGAGUAGAAAACAGAGGUGUACUAAACUGGAUAGCUGUAAAUAUAAGGCAAAAAACUCUUCGUUAAAAGAAACAGCUUUUUGCUGCUGACAAGGGGAGAGUGACCUCGGCGCUCGCACCUCUAUCUACACGCCUAGAAAAGUGGUGGUGGUGGUGGUGGGGGGGGGGGGGGGGUUUAGUUAUAAAACAAGGGUAAUAUUGUUAGCGCUGCGUAUGGGAAUUCGUAGUAAGUUUCGACGAAGAGGAGUUUAUUAUCCUCAAGCAACUUCAAGGGCGAGGCGUUUGUCGGGGUAGGCUUUUAUAUCAAAACCCUAUCUCGAGAUAAAAAGUGUUUUUUGAUAACGAGCAAGGUACAAAAGAAUCUUCCUAGAAGUAUAACAAAACCAGCUGUCAAUGAUAAAGUGUUGUAGUGGGUAGUACUGUCAGGUGAAUCGUACCCUGGGUACCAGAGGCUCGAGCUUCACUCGUUAACUGUUUCGAGCCAAUACAGGCGUGACAGCAAACGAGUGAGCUCGAGCCUCUGGCAUCCAGGGUAGAGGAAUCGUUGCUCUUUGCUUCAAUAUCGCAAUUCCAUUUUUAUGACCUAUGAAUGUCGCCGGGUGAGUUUUUUUUACCUGUCCAGCGUAUAAGAACCUAGAAUUUUCAAGAUCAUCUUGAGAUAAAAAGUGUUAACGUGCAAUUUUUUCAUCCGCGUAUAAGUCACCUUAUUUAGCCUGAUUUAGAUCAGGCUAAAUAGUUUCUUAAAAAUCAGGGUACCUUUCGACAUAUCAGGCUGUUUAGAUUUUUAUAGUAGUUUUUUUUUUUUCAUAUACGCCAAGCAUUAACUAGUCAGAACGCUUGUAUAGAACGAACAUUUAACGGUUGUAACAUUUUACAAUAUGCAAUGCACCAAUAUAAUUGAACCCUAAAUCAUGUUUUAAA